Messenger RNA from Plodia interpunctella (Indianmeal moth), 4092 nucleotides. It is a transcript of the gene TBC1D5, whose product is annotated as TBC1 domain family member 5. The coding region runs from base 206 to 1792 and encodes 528 amino acids. Gene Ontology annotation, molecular function: GTPase activator activity. Gene Ontology annotation, biological process: activation of GTPase activity. The record is from RefSeq and is a predicted model, not a curated record. Lineage: Eukaryota; Metazoa; Arthropoda; Insecta; Lepidoptera; Pyralidae. The transcript is spliced from 13 exons.
AGUCAGUUAAGUCAACGUCAGGUCCUGCACGGCACGCACAGCUGAGCUGGUUUUUGUGGCUCAAGCAAGAAAAAUAGUUCUGUUGAAUUGUAGCAUGAAACUAUUUAAUUUAUUGCAAGAAACUGAAACAUAUUAAUCAUGAUUGAUUAUUAAAAAUACAAACGUUGAUUGCGUGUACACUUGUUUGUUUUUGUUACUGGGGAAAAUGGACAACAACAAUCACUCAGAUCACUCGCCGAGUUCACCAACUAAGGAGAGAAUAGAAAUCCGCGAUUACUAUUUGCAACUGCCAGAAUGGGGGUUGGAGAGUCUGAAGAAUGCAGCAAUACAGCAGCGGCUGCCGAGGCCCAGAAGCUUGGCGUGGGCAAUCUUGUUGAAUGCUGUGCCUCCACCUAACCAAGAUAUUGUAUCUAGUGUCCAAACUCACAGGAAAUUCUACAAUGACUUGAAGUUGAAGUUGUCUAUGGACCCUCGCGCGGUCAUCGGCGAUGAUCCUCUGUCACAAAAUGAUGAGAGUGCAUGGAAGCAACAUUUUUGCGACAAUGAACUGAAAGCCCUGAUCCUACAGGAUGUUGUGAGGACUUUCCCUGACGAGUUGUACUUCAGAGAGAAGGAUGUCCAGGAUAUUAUGGUGGAAGUGCUAUUCUUCUGGGCGCGGUCUCACUCUCACGUGGGGUAUCGACAGGGCAUGCACGAGAUAUUGGCUCCGGUGAUGUUCGAACUCUAUUUAGAUAGGAAAUUCGCUCCCAACAACCUGAGUGACACACUAAAAUACGUUUUGCAAGAAGAAUAUCUUGAACAUGACAGUUACAUGUUAUUCAACUCAGUAAUGAAGGGAUUGGAGAGGUUCUACACAACAGGCGACGUCGUGCCCACCUCCGAGGGGAGAAUGCCCACUUCAAACGUAGUCCACAAUCCCAACGAAGUAGUGAGAUAUUUAGAGAAGAUUAAGGACGAAUACUUGGUGCCGCUCGACGCUGAGUUGGCCUCCCACUUGAACGACUGCAAUAUCUCCCUAGAAUUGUUUGGAAUUCGUUGGCUACGUUUGCUGUUCGGCCGAGAGUUCCCUCGUUCGGAAAUCCCGCAUCUCUGGGGAUUCCUGUUCGCGGACGGCCCCACACUGCCUCACAUACAUUUUGUUGUCAUCGCCAUGCUCAUCUCUAUUAGGAAUAUACUGGUAGACCCCGACGCAGGCGUGGUGCUGUCGGCGCUGAUGCGGCCGUCGCCCCUGUCCGCGGGCCACGUGAGCGCGCUGGCGCUGCACCUGCGGCGGCCGCUGGACCACCCGCGUCCGCCGCCGCCGCCGCCGCCGCCGAGACACGUGGCCGUCCCCGUCAAUGGGGAUUGGUCUUCGGAAAUACCACCUGAUGAAGAUUCCGGCUCCGAAGGUGUGGCCGAAGGCGCGGACGUGGCGCGGGAGCUGGCGACGCUGGCGCUGCUGCGCGCGCAGCUGCCGCGCGCCGCCGCCCGCCUCGCGCGCGCUCUCCCGCGCCCGCCCUCCGCCGCCGCGCAGCCGCUGCGCCACAUACUGCAGUUGGCAGCCCUAAUCCAAUGUCGGAACCACGCAUUAAUCGACGUCGAAACAGCCCUAGAAGCGGCCGAGGGUCAGUCUACAACACAAACUGACACCCGCAAACAAAUAGUCCCAGUAGCUUUGCCCCUCCGAAGGGGAACUACCCAACGGCCGGUCGCGCCAAAACUGAAAGAAGUACAAUUGAAAGUGUUCAACCAAUCAGAGUGCAAACCCAGUAACUUACCAUUCAUGGACCCUUUGAGGUCCAGAACAGAGUGACUAAGAAGAAAAUUUAUGUUAUAUAGUUUUUAUCAUUAAGAUUGUGAUUUCAUAAGCAAAUGUUGAGCAAGAAGUCCUAAAUUGCAUUUUUAAUUCACGUUUUUGUAAAAUUUGGUGAUUUUUAACACCUGUAUCUGUGUAUGUAUUCCAUAAUAAGUAAAAAUAAGAGCGGAUCCAGUAUUAAAAUUGCCCUUAAAAAUAAUGAGAAUAUCUAGCUUCCUAUAAGAUCGAAGUUAAACCGUGUAUAAAAUACAUUCCUCUUAAGCGUCUGUCGCUAAAAUUAAUGAAUUUGGUUUGCUUCAUAAUUUUAUAUGGAAAUUUGUUUUUUAAAUGAAAUGAAGAAGAAGAAGUAACAGAAAUGAAGUUAAAACCUUUUUUGUGAUUAUCUGAAAUAUGAAACAAAAUCGAUCGACUCAAGAAAAACAUACUUGUCCAGUAUUAGAAACAACAAAUUAAAUUUAUAGCAAUAAAAAUUAGUAAACAUUUUACGUGUCAAGCAAGCUGUGUGUCGAGUUAAUAACGUCUACCACAUUUUUUAGUACCGCUCCCACAACGCAAAUUGUCGUUCAUUGGAAAGUGAGCUUUAAAGCGUGCACUGUAGACUUGUUUUACGUUGACAAAUUAGCGGACUUCUCGCUGUCAGCUCUCAAUUUGUUAAUAUAAGUAUAGACGCUUUAAAGAACACUUUUCAUUUAACAUCAUCUUGUCGGGUAGUUUGGGGCAGUGGUCCAACUGCUUCGUCCAACUAGUUGGACUAUGGGUCUUUCUUUACCAUGUAAAUGCAGUUUUCCAACCCGCUAUUUUAUCUUUCCUUCAAACAACGAGACAAAACAUAUUUAUACUAAAAUGGUCUUAAAAUAUUCGUUAAUUUUUCACGAGUAAUUCUAUUUACACAUAAUAUUUUCGGUAAUACGGAGAACAAUAAAAAUUUCACAAAACAUAGAUUUCUUUUGGAAACAAACUAAACAUUUGGGAGAUAAAUAUAAGUUGCUGUAUUGAAUACGCACGUCACGUAACUCCUCUAUAGUUCCUAGUUGUAAGGAAACCAAGUAACCGUUAUGUAUAACAUAUAAAAUAAUUUCUGAAUUAAGAACCAACAUAUCCAGAUACGUGCAAAACAAUACUUCAGUGUUUUUAUAGUUUUUUUUUAAUGUGUUUAUAAAAUUAGUAGUUCACAAACAGCAACUUACUCCGAAAGUCGAAGUACGAAAUUAAAAAUUUGUAUAUUUACUAAACGUAUUACGCAGUCAGUUUAAGUGAGGGCGCUGUCUCCUGUUGGCAGCAUUGGGUGGUUUAUCAACCAAUCUAAACUGUUAUAUUUGUUACUUUUGUUAUUAAAGGUUCUCAAAAAGCCGGAAACGCAUCGGUGACUCGUAUAGAGUUUUUGGUAUCAUCAGGCAACGGCAAGCCAUAGCUUUUUGCCCACUAUACUAUUUAAAAUGUUGAAUUUAUAGUCCACGCCGCGGAAGAAGACCGCGGCAAUAUGUGUAACUGUCAAUAACAGCUCGGCCACGUAGUUGUUGUUAGCGACUGCAGCGCCGCCUCCAGGAACUUGUUUUUAGCGCGGACUCUUGUUUUUUAUGUUCAUAUGUUGAAGCAUACCUACUUUAAGCUGAAAUAUGUACUAUCACUAUCACGAUUUAGAAUAUUAGAAAUAGAAAGAGACAAAACAUACUUUAUGUUUUGUCUCUUUCUACAGCCACAGAUAUGUUCUUAUAUCUGUGACUUUAGCUUAAAAUGAUUGAAUUUAUGAUUAUGGGGGUUAAUAACUAUAUUUUGUGUCUAUCGAAAAAAAGUUUGAUUAUGUAUGGAUUUUACACGGUAAACAUUUUGUAUGAAAUACGAUGUGAUAUUCCUUUUUGUGGUAGCAUUUUUGUUUUCAUUAUCAUUUCAUUAUCUUAGUUACCUUAGUUUAUAAAAAAAAUUGUGGCUGUUAUGGUUGUGUUUGUACAAAGAACGGAACUGAAGUUCAAGUUUAAAUUGUAAAAAAUAAUAAAACAAGGCCAGAACAUAAAGCAACUUGUUCGUUUCGCAGACUUUAAAUUGAAUGAGCAGGACAGUACUCAAAACCAAUGUGAAAGUGUCGCAUGAUUUUAUGGGUAUAGCUAUCAGUUAUUUCCGAAAAAUGUGAAAUUGGCCAAGAAUUUAGUUUUAAGACCAAAGAACAAUUAUGAUAUAUCAGAAUUUAUGUACUAAAUAUACUGCCUUUUCUUUAUUUUGUUAAACAUAAUUAGUAUAGCAUAUUAUAAUGUGAAAGUCUGCUUGGAUAUAGUUAGCAAAAUUGUAAUAAACUGGAGACA